This is a messenger RNA of Ciona intestinalis (vase tunicate), 4854 nucleotides long. Lineage: Eukaryota; Metazoa; Chordata; Ascidiacea; Phlebobranchia; Cionidae. The record is from RefSeq and is a predicted model, not a curated record.
GAUCUAUACUUAAUUUGUGAAUAUUACAGAUUUAUGUUAAUUCCGUCAUCAAAGUGCUGGUUGGAGAAGACACCUUGCAAGAUUGGCUUACCAAAGAUUUUGCCCAUCACCAGUUACAAAAUGCUGCUGUCAUGUUAUCCUCAUGGCAAAGACCUCCAUUACUACUUGACCCUUAUCUUGCUGGGGCAGACUGGUGUGCUGUUCACCUGCGCAGGAAUCCAAAUAUCACACCUGUCAACCUCACAUCCAAAAUUGAAAACACUCAUGUCAUGUCAAUUGAAAAAUCAGUUUUGGGAGGGCAUACCCUCAUGCUCAUGGAUUGUGAACACCAAGCUGGUGCCCUCGUGAGGCCACUGAUUCACCAUUCAAACACAGCUGGGUGGCGUAAAGAGCGCUCCUCUGAUGAAUCACAAACUGUUCGGUUUUUAGGCCGAAGACUUCUCUGUCCAGAUUCUUUUUUAUUAUACCUGACCACAACUCAGAUGACAGCAAAUCGUUUACACCCGGAUAUUACUGCAGCAACACAACUGAUAAGUUAUGUACCAAGCACUGAAACAUUGCAGGAGGACCUUUUACUACGAGCUGUGUCUCGUGUGCGUCCUGACAUUUACCGAGAGCGGCACCGAGUGUCAAGAGCCAUCCGGCAGCACCGGCACACUUUGGCGCAACUUGACAGCAUCUUGUGCGAGCGUCUGGUCACCGGUGACGACCCAAAAGCAAUUGAGAACUCAACAAAAUUCCUCUCCAAUGUUGUGCAGUUAAAACAAGAUGAAUCAGAAAAACUUGUGACUGCAGAAGAAUUACUAAUGACACUGACUAACUUAGUAGAAGAACUUUACCCCAUUGCACAGCGUGGUGCUUUCUUGUAUUCAUUAUGUAGAGCCAUACCUUCUCUCAACCCACAUUAUCAGGUUCCCCUCCCCUACUUCACCCACCUCUUCGACACAGCAGUUGGGUCAGAGUACGAGGAAGAAGAGGAAGAGGGAGGUGGACUUCUUCAGGAUGUUGCCGUGGUGCAUCCCAGUGAUGUAGAUGAGGAUGGAGAAGAGGAGAAGAUGAAGAUGGCUGCAAAGAGGAAAGCAAGUCUUCGCCUUGGAAGCGCUAGGAAGAUGAUCAAGAAGAGAGAUAAGAUGAAAGAAACACUAUCAACAACUGCUGAGGAAGACGAGAGAGAAGACGCGGAAGCAAGUGAUCAUGAAAAUACAGGUGCCUCCCGUGGCCCACCAGAAGCAGAGGAGACAGAAGUUUCAGAACGACCAGAUUCUGGCUCUCAUGUUGCUGUACCUGAUGUUGCUACACUUCCCACACGAGGGGUGGAAUAUACAAGUUUUCCUGCUGAGAAAGUUCAAGAGAUUGUGGAAAUAUUGACGAAGAGGAUCUUUGCAAGUGUUUAUGGAAGUGUAUGUCCGGAACACCGCCUUCAAGUGACAGCCCUAGCUCUGCUUAAUAUACAGCUAGAUGGCGCCGACGCUGCGUUCACAGAAGAAGAAAUGACUCUUCUGGUUCACGGCAAUCCUGGAUUCGGUCGUUCUCUCUCUAUCAGUCUCUCAGACUUUGAGUGCUCUGCUUCUGUUCCCGACUGGCUCCCAGCUGAUAGAUGGGAAGAUUUGUUGGCAUUCUCGGUCCUCCCAGGGUCGCUAGAGGGCAUAUGUGUUCGUGUUGCUGAGAAUAACGAACAGUGGAAGGCGUGGUUCCAUGAGGUGGCGCCAGAGACGGUACCAUUCCCAGCAUCAUCAUCUGACAACUUACCUGACGAUGAUUCGAACCCAGAACUCUCCGAUUUCCAGCGUUUACUUUUGAUACGAACAUUACGUGCUGACCGAUUGGAACCAGCAUUAAGGGUGUAUGUGGAGCAACAUAUUGAAGGCACACCUAUGCAUGAGGUUGUGAGCAUGAACAUACCACUUGACUUGGACACUUUGUUCAAAGAUGUUUCAAACACUCUUGGUAUCCUUGUGUUGUUACCAGACAUUGAUGAACCAAAUACAGAAACCAGGAUUGUUCUGAGGCCUGAAGAUGCAAUUAAACGACUCGCACAAAAAUACAAAGUGAACGUUGAAAGUGUUUUGAUGGGAGACGGUUAUGUGCAGGAAGCAGGACGUUGUAUUGACACAGCAUUGGCACAAGAUACAUGGGCUCUUAUUAAUGGCUUGCAUCUCGCUCCAGCUAAAUUUUUUGAAGAUCUUCAGAUACAACUGGCGCGUGUGGGAAACAUAAGUCGACAGAGCGAAUGUGGUAACAAUGACCCCUCUGUGACAUCACUGGGUUCACAUUUUCAAGUUUGGAUGACCAGCCGGCCACACCAGUCUCUCCCAUCCCUUCUUUCACAAUAUUUGUAUAAAUUAUCAUGGGAUACAUUGCUCAAACUAGCACUGGAGGAUUCCACCCACCCAUCAGAACCAAAGAUAAUGUCCUCACCCACAAGCUCUGUUAUCAAGUCAUGUUUGAUUUCAAGCAUGGCACGGAUGCCAAGUUAUAUUACAACUCAGUGGACAGAAGCUGACAAGAAUGUUCGCCGACUGUUGUAUGCAAUUUGCUUCUGCCAUGCUCUGCUGGUAACCAGGCAGUGCUUUGGUUGGCAUGGUAACAACAAGUACCAUCCCUUAAGAGAAAGUGUUUUGCGACAAGCCAUGACUUACGCACUAGCAGAAAAAUCGCAAAAUGCUGGUAUUUCACUUGCGAAAUGUGUUUACGAUGACGUUAUAUUGACUACAGCAGAUCAGAGAUAUGUCCACCAGCUAUUUGAUGAUGUUGUUGAGCAAAUAGCUUCACAGAAAGGCCAGAAACAGAAAGCAAUUGAAAUAAACGGAGUUCAAUUCCAUAUUCCACCAUCAGAAACAACUCCAACAGAUUACCCAGCAUGGUUAAGUGCUAACCUUCCAGAUGACAUUGAUCUUAUAUCUGCUCUUGCUUUGCCCUCUACUGCCACCACCUGGCAGACCACUCAGAGUGGAGAGAAAAUGCUUCUCCAGCUGCAGGAUUUGUUUAAUGCAGUUCAACAGCCUGGCUAUGAAUCCAAUGUUUUAUCACCUGGACAAACUCAAGAGCCCAGGGCUGCUCACCUGACACUGCAGGGGUUACAAAAUGUCAUUGACCUUUGCUCUGAGAAGCUCCCACCUUUGCUGAACCUUGGAAGGUCAGACAAGGAAAGGUUACUUGAGUUCAACUUCCCGUACCACAGAGCAUCUGUUCUAAGCUCAGGGAACCCAGAAGUUGUACAUAUGCCAGAAUCAAUUGGAUUUGUGCUGUUGCAAGAGUGCAUAUGGUUCAACCAGUGUGUAUGUCAUGUAAGACAACAGCUUCAUUUACUACGCACCCACCUCUUUGCGACUUCUGAUUACAAGUUAUCCUCACAACUAUUGGAGACAGCACAAGCUUUAUCUUCAGAGGAAGUUCCCCCAUCUUGGCAACACUUGAAUGAAUCACCCAACACACAUGUAUUGUUAACAUGGCUUGAUGACAUCACAAAAAGAUACAAGCAGUUCCGAUCAUGGAUUAAAAGUGGGAGCGUGCCUCUUGAUGGAAAAACCCCAGUGGGUAACCUUUCAUCUGUAUGGCUUGGUGGAUUGGUUAAUCCAGGUGCUUUGUUGAUGGCACUCUGCCAAGAAAAGGCUGUUUUGCAUGACUCUACACUUGACCAGAUUCGAGUCUCAUGCACAUUGUCGCACGAUGACGAUGCAGCAGAACACGAAGCCGGUAUUUCCCUUGAGGGAGUCUCCCUUCUAAACGGAAAAUGGGAUUCAGGAAAAGAAUGUGUUACCAAAGCCACCAAUGAUGUCACAAUUUCCGCUCUUCCUUCUCUCUUCUUUUAUCCCACUCUCAUGACAUCUGAGGAGGAGGAAGAGAAUGUAAAGAAACAAACACAAGAGAAUCUAGUGGAAUAUCCAGUCUAUAUGAACUUGUCUCGACAAUCUUUUGUCUGUUACCUUCCCCUACCAUCCGAGAAUGUUUCGCGCUUCAGUGAACUCCAUAACGGACUCCCAUUAUCCACCAAUUGUGACAUCAUACUUCAGACUGGUCCAGACAUCACGCAGCGUGAUGCUUUCAAAUCACGUGCAUACCUGGCCAAUAAGAGAAGGGAACAAUGGUCACGAGUAUCACCUGAAGUGAGUGAGCUCAUGUCACGAUCAGGAACCAGAAUGUCUUCUGCAAAGUACUCAGGUCCACGAAUGUCGAUUGCUUCUCUUCCUCCCAGUAUAACUGGAACAAAACAACCAACCAAACCCACAGAUACCAAGUUCGAACCCCAACCCCAACGCUUACUUGAAGAAGGCAGUGUGACAUCACAAAGCAACAAAUCAUUGUCGAGUCUUGCCUCAUCGCACUUGAAGCAACCACAGAAACAAAAUCCCAAAGAAACUGGACACCCCCAGCGUACUCUACCAAAUGGACACGUCACCCACUCGAAACCUGAAAAUCAGGACAAUGGCUCUUUGGUCCCACCCACUGGUGAAGAGGACCAAGAAAAUGAGCCAGAGAUGGAGAGAGAAGGCAGUUUGUUGCAGACAAUCCUAAACGAUGAACAGCCUUCAGAUGAUGACAGGUCAUUUGCUACACCAGAAGGGUCAGUUAACUGAUAGAAGAUAUAUCCUCUUUUUUUUCAACUGCUCCAAGCAGUUUAAACCAAGAUCUAAAUUUACCUAUAAGUUUGAAUUACCUGUAUUUUACUUAUCAGGAAUCGUGUUUUUUUAAUUCAUUUUGUUUUUCACUGUAGUUAAAUUUACCUGGUUUGCUUUGCCUUAGUUUUUUGAACGGUUUGUUUUAUUUUCACUGUGCUUUUAUAGAGUGUUUAGUUGCAUUUGAAUUAUGAAUUGUAGCUUUGAGAAUCACUAUUUAAUAAAUAUUGAAUUAAAA